ACGACUAAAGACCUUCACAGCAGACCAGACCCUCAUCCAGGACUGCAGCAGGACUUUAAACAUUUGUUCAGGAUGAACAGAAAUCCACAUGGGGAAAUUGAGGAAAUUGAAGAAGAAUAUAACUAUGUUGAUGCACCAGCCUGGACUGUGGAUAAAGUGGCAGCCCCUCAAGACCAGAGGUCUCUCUUCUUCACUCAGUCUUUUCCACUGAUAGCAGUGUGUUGGCUGAUACUGUUAGUCAUCAUGGGCCUUCGUAUCCACUUCACUUCUGAAAGCAACGCCAAGCUGACGGCAGAAAACCAGCAGCUGGAAAUACUGAUGCAUCUGAACUCGACUCUACUGGCUGCACAUGAAAACUUGGGGAGGUACUGCAACAAUCUGACCGUCCAGUUUGAUCUCCUGACACAAAACUGUACUGUCUUAGAAAGCAAGAUCAAAGACCUGACUGCAGUGAACCAGCAGCUGACUGCAGACGUCCAGAACCUGACAACACGAAGCCUGCAGCUGGAGACACAGAGGAACAACUUAACAAAACAAAUACAAAACAUGGAGACAAACUGGAAUAAACUCAACGUCAGCCGAGCUCAGUGGAGCAUUGAUGCCUACUGCCCCAGAGAAAAUAACGCGCGACUGUGUAAAGCCUGUCAGGAGGGCUGGAGACUCAACCAGUCCACCUGCUAUGUGGUUCAUGAUGCUGUUUCGACUUCUGGUCAUAAAACCUGGGAAGAAGCUCGAGAAGUAUGCAGAAGAGAAAGUUCAGAUUUUGUCAUUGUACAUAAUCAAGAGGAACAGUAUGCACUCAAUUACUACAGCUGGUUCAGUACAUUAACCACUGGAUACUGGAUUGGCCUGAGAGCUGAAGGUUGGCGAUGGAAGUGGAUUGAUGGAAGUGAUCUGACUGUAAGCCACUGGACACCACAACUUCCUCCUGCUGCUGACGGUCAGUGUGUAAUGUCUGUCCAGAACGUAGGAUGGAGAUCAGUGAGCUGUGCUGAGAAAAAACGAUGGAUCUGCAAAAAGAAGGCUUUAUAUGUUUAAACACUGCAGUCAGACUUGAGAAGUUUACUGGAUACUCUGCAUGAUAAUCUUAACUGUCUUAUAAAUAUCAAACCAUGACUUCUACUUAACAGUUUUCAAAACUGUUUGUGUGUGUCUAAAAAAACAUAUAUCAGAUUAAAUGUAUAGCUGCUAUUAGAUAUUGGAUUUUAUACCAUGGUCUGGGUAAAUACUCAAUUCUGAUUGGAUGCAGGAUGUCCAUUAAAAAGUGAUACAAGACACAUACUAACAAGUUCUGGUAAAACU
Messenger RNA from Perca fluviatilis (European perch), 1302 nucleotides. RefSeq names its product C-type lectin domain family 4 member G-like. The record is from RefSeq and is a predicted model, not a curated record. NCBI's taxonomy places the organism in Eukaryota, Metazoa, Chordata, Actinopteri, Perciformes, Percidae. The transcript has 7 exons. Bases 73 to 1038 code for a protein of 321 amino acids.